AUGGUAUCACUAGAGCAACUGGAUCUAUCAUACAAUCAGCUUUAUGGAGAGUUGCCAGCGUGGCUAGGCGAUAUGACAGUGCUACGACUAUUAAAUGUUGCGGAGAAUAAUCUCACAGGAGACAUUCCAACGUCUUUUGCUGGCAAUGAUGCCCUCGAGCUCAUAAUCUUUUCCGGAAAUGGUCUCUCCGCGUCAACAGUCCAUUUUUUCGACGCGUUCCAUCGUCUCCAAUACCUUGACCUCUCGUCUAACAAGUUUGCGAUCGAGCUAUCAAGAACCUUGUUUUCAAGUCCAUUUUUGCGAACGAUAAACCUUAGCCACAAUGCAUUCUACGGACAGUUCAUCCAGUUGCCCAUUCUCCACUUCCUUGAGACGUUUGAUGUGUCCUCGAAUUUACUCAUGGGUUCUGUUCCGUUGCAAAUUUCGUCAUGGGGACGCGAGGACCCACAUGAUCCGGAUGAGAUCUCUUCACUAAUCACGCUCAACUUGUCCAACAAUUUCUUCACGGGUACCCUGCCUUUGCUAUCGAACCAGUCAGUGUUGCAACAAUUGGAUGUUCAUAAUAAUUUGUUCAGUGGCGUCCUUCCCGACUUUCCUUCUUCAUUACUCGACUUCAUCAAGCCUUCCAUGUUUGACGGAAAUGCAUUUCUGUGUCCAAUGCCUACUGCGCUACUACCGAGUAACCUCACGUGUGUUUGCGGCGAUGGACAUACCAUCACGUCGGAUAUUGUUGAAUCAUCGAGGCACGACAAAGGUGCCAAACGAGUGUUUGCCAACCAAGCUAUCGAUCUUUGUGUUCCAUGUGGUGAAGGCUUGUUCUCCAACGCAACAACAAAUCAUAAGUGCGUUGCGUGUCCCGUGGGAGCCGUGCCGAGUAGCAAGGGUUACUAUUGCAAACCUUGUCUUCCUGGCAGCUUUUCCAAUGCAAGUGGCACACAAUUUUGCUCACCAUGUUCUCCAGGAACAUUUGCAGCUGGCAAUGGUACGACAUCGUGUAGUGCAUGCAACCCAGGACAAUUUGCAGCAAAACAAGGCUGGACAAAGUGUCUUGAGUGUCCUGUAGGAACCUUCUCUAGAUCAAAAGGAGAGACAGUGUGCACACCAUGCCCAGCAGGAACUUAUGCGAGUGCUCAAGGAGAAGCGGAAUGUCUGAUGUGCUCGAAAGGAACGUAUCAAGAUGUGGCUGGAUCGACGGAGUGCAAGGCUUGCCCACGUGGAUAUAUUGCGCCUCACCAUGGUCAUGUAAAAUGCUUGCCAUGCUCCCCAGGCAGUUUUUACGACACUAUUCGCAUCACAUGUACGCUUUGCCGUCCAGGCACAUUCACCGGGACACCGGCGCAAACUGAGUGCAUCAAGUGCGAUAAUGGCACCGUUGCGGAGGGCUAUGGGAAUGACAAAUGUCUUCAUGUAGCAAGCCCCGGAUUCGGAUAUUCAGUUACGGGGACUGCACUGAAGUGUGAGCCUGGAACAUAUAACGAUGGUGCAUGGAGAACUUGUCAGCCGUGCCCACGAGGGACAUUUGCAGCCGGCAUUGGUUCUCGAAUGUGCUUAUCGUGUGCCAAAGGCAGCUUUGCAUUCAACAAAGGAUCAUCAUACUGUGCUAUGGCUCCUUCUGGCUCGUUCGUUCCAUUGGAAGGUGCAGUUCGAGCAGAAUUGUGUCCACCAAACCACAUUACCGCUACAACUGGAUCCAUAACGUGCAUUCAGUGCACACUGCCAUCAUUUAGCUUUUUGCCUGGUGGUACUAGAUGCAUUCAUGCUAAGCUUGGAGAAGCAUACGAGCACGUGAAAUGGCCUCGCUUAGUUCUCGACUUGGUCGGUGUUGAGCAACACGAAUUGCUAACGAAACGUGGAGAGAGUCUACCACUUGAUGUACUGAUUCAGACUUGGACUGAUACAUUAACAAACUCUUUGGGUUUCACUUGUAACCUACACGUGUUACAAGUCCAUCAACCUCCGGAGUCCAGUAGUUUCACAAAGAUCAUUGUAGCUGUGGAGAUGGAAACAACGUUAUUAUCGCCCAUGACAGAUCUCGAUCCUAGAUUGGUUAUGAAAGGAGGUAGGGAUGAUCAAGAUCGAGCUACGAAGACUGUUAUAAAUGCAUUGGAUGAGUUAUUGAAUGAAUUCAAUGGAUCAAAUGACGAUGGCAAAGAAUUCGAUGGUGAUCAAGUGAUGACUGAUCUUAUAAGUUUACAGUCCUUUCAAGAUACUUUAGUCCGACAAUGGCAUCACAUGGAGUCUGUCACAUCUCAAAUGAGUUCAUUGAAUCUGGUCAACAUUUCAAUUGACAACGUGCCAUUUGUGUCAACUCGCGCAGUGGCGUGUAGAGCAGGAACUUUUUCUAUUGUCCUUGAUACAUCCGAGAGAACGUGUCAAGCGUGUCCUAAGGGGUUUUACUCAUUUACUACUGGUGCUUUAGAGUGUACACCAUGUCCUCAAGGAACUUAUUCAGCAGCUACAGGAUCAACAAUAUGCAACUUAUGUCCAUCAGGUGCUGAUGCAGCACCAGGUGCUCAUGCUUGUGUGGAAUGUUUAUGGUUCACAUAUGCAUGUCAAGGCUUUUGGCAAGAUUUAAUGAUUGCUAGUGGAAUUACUAUUGGUCUCAUUUGGAUACUGUACAACAAAAUACAUCGAAUAUGUAUGGGCAAUGGAGCUCAGCAAGAACAAGACGAUGAGAGGAUGAUAGCAUUAAUGACAGCUGUUCGGACUCAUGGUCGUACUUUAGAUCGUGUCCGGUAUGCCCCAAUGGGUGAGAUUUCAGCUGAUACAAUGUUUGGGAUUCUACUUCCUAUUCUUCCAAAUCCUGAAACCCCCUGA
Messenger RNA from Peronospora belbahrii, 2817 nucleotides. The record is from the annotation of a GenBank genome assembly. Lineage: Eukaryota; Oomycota; Peronosporomycetes; Peronosporales; Peronosporaceae.